ACCAGAUCCACAAGUCCUGAUGUCUUUAAAAGGAUCUUCCUGGGGAAUCCGGCUCCUCUGUGCACUGUGACAUUCACCCUGAUUGUAGUGGCAAGUCCAACGGCCAUUCCACUGCAGCUGGCAUCAUGAAGGCCUGUGUCCCUCUUAUAGUGGCCAUGCUCUGUGGCCUGGCCUGGGCUGGAAACCUGGAAUCGUGCACAUCUCGCUGCAACGAGAACUUUAACCGGGACGCUGCCUGCCAGUGCGACCGUCGGUGCCCCUACCACGACGAUUGCUGUGCCGACUACGAGCAUCUGUGCGCUGCUGAGGAAGACCCCCCAGAGCCAAAGGCAUUCCUGGACCCAGAGAAUGAGACGCCAGCCAGCCAUCUGUACUCUGCGCCAAGCUCCUGCCAGGGCCGCUGCCGGGAAGACUAUGACAAGCACCACGCUUGCCACUGCAAUGACCGCUGCCAAGAGUUUGGGGACUGCUGUGAGGAUUUUGACAGUGUGUGUGGAGGCCACGAGGGCUUCUCCCACAGCAGUGACGCCGUAACCAAGGAGGAACUUGAGAGUAUCUCUGAGACAAUCUACAGGGUGGAUAUCAAUAAAGCCCAGAAGAAAGACAUUGUCAUCAACAGUCAAAACCACAUCUCCCAGUCAGAGACAGGAAACCAAGUGGAUCGAUGCCCGGAGCCGCUUUUCACUUACGUCAAUGAGAAACUGUUCUCCAAGCCCACCUAUGCAGCCUUUAUCAACCUACUCAACAAUUAUCAUCGGGCCACGGGACUUGGGGAGCACUUCAGUGCUCAACAGAUGGAGGAGCAGGAUAUCUUCCUCAGGGAAGUCAUGAAGACAGCUGUCAUGAAGGAGCUCUAUGGCUUUCUCCAUCACCAAAACCGCUACAGCUCUGAACAAGAGUUCGUGGAUGACUUGGAGAACAUGUGGUUUGGGCUCUACUCAAGGGGCAAUGGAGAGAGGGAUUCGAGUGGCUUUGAACAUGUCUUCUCAGGCGAAGUGAAAAAGGGCAAGGUCGUUGGCUUCCAUAACUGGAUCCGCUUCUACCUGCAGGAGAAGAAGGGUCUUCUUGAUUACUACAGCCACAACUACGAUGGGCCUUGGGAUUCCUACCCCGAUGUCCUAGCCAUGCAGUUCAACUGGGAUGGCUACUACAAGGAAGUGGGCUCCGUUUUCAUUGGCAGCAGCCCUGAGUUCGAGUUUGCCCUCUACUCUCUGUGCUUCAUCACCAGGCCAGGCAAAAAGUGCCACUUAAGCCUGGGUGGCUAUCCUUUGGCCAUCCAGACCUACACCUGGGAUAAGACCACCUACGGAAAUGGCAAGAAGUACAUUGCGACAGCCUAUGUGGUGUCCUCUACCCACUAGAGCUUGCAGCCAGAUGGGGUACGAGGACAGAGAGCCAAGCAGAGUCCCGGUGCUAUUUGCUCUUUACUGGGGAGGGGAGGGAGGAUCUGGG
Molecule: messenger RNA, 1452 nt
Organism: Psammomys obesus (fat sand rat)
Lineage: Eukaryota; Metazoa; Chordata; Mammalia; Rodentia; Muridae
Gene: Endou
Product: endonuclease, poly(U) specific
Exons: 10
Coding region: 126-1361 (411 amino acids)
Biological process (GO): immune response
Molecular function (GO): polysaccharide binding; RNA endonuclease activity; scavenger receptor activity
Source: RefSeq, a predicted model, not a curated record